AAAAGCCAAUUUUUUGGUGCGCCAUGCGCACGCUCCAAAUUAUGAGAAGCAUCUUUAUUGAGUCGCUUACGGCACUUUCUGUUUGACAAAAUGCUUGUGUGAAGUCGCUGCGAAUCAGCUGCCUCUUCAGCAUUCGUUGGUUAAUGAAUUUGGUUCAGGAUUGAUGUUCCUUUCUCAAGAGUUAAUCUAUCGAUCAGGUCCAGAGAUUUUCUUUUAGUUCAUCGGCUUAAAAAAUGAGUUUCCGGUCGGAAUUCCUACAUUUUUCUGUUAUGCUGUUCGUUCUGGCUGCCGCAGCUUUCAGUCAAAGCAGUAUGAUUGACACUAGAGUUUUACCUGCCGGAAGAGAGCUGCAGAAGGAAACUCUUGCACUACAAGGAGGCUCCUGCCUGUAUCAACUGAAGGGGCUUAAAUCAAACACGUGGUACGAAGUGAAGAUAUCGUAUCCUGCUUCUAUACCUGCUAGUUUCUCCCUUCAUCUAGAAACAGGGAGCUCCGAUCCUGGGAGACACAAGGGAAGAAAGUUGCUAAACACUGAGAAGUUAAUUUUCAAAACCGAAUCAGUGGAUCCGCUCGAUGUUCAGGUAUCCAUGACUCUACCCUUAAAUUUUGUUCCUUGGCAUCAAAAUCGGAUUUUAAUAUCUAGCUUUUCUCAGAAGAAAUUAUAUGUCUUGGUGAAUGUGGUGCCCGAGGGAAUUGUCGCUAUACCAGGAGCAAAAGAGAGGAAGUACAUCAUAUUUAAUAUAGGUAACUAAGUAUAGAAAGUGCUUUCAGAUAGAAUUUGCUGUUAGUAAAUAGUUUGCUGAUGUAUUUGUCUUGUCUACUUUCAUGACGAUCCAUCCUGCAUUUCUUCUUGGGUUAAGUUUUAAGUGACAGCCCCGAUCAACCUUAAAGAAUAUCAUCCAUCAUGCGGUGAAGUUUUUAUUUAAGUUGGGUGCUUACUUUCUUCUUAUACCGUCAUUGUCCGUUCCCAAUCAUAUAUAUUAUUGGAGCUGUAAUCUUUCAUAGACCUAUCCUAACUAUUUUGCAUUUAACACUUAUCUGAAUCUUAUGGUCCUUGUCCCUUUGCUUUGAUAUUCGAUUUUGUCAAUACAGACAUAAAGUUGGAUUUUGAUAUGACCAAGUUCCCUUUGUUGGCUACUACUCCGUACUAUUUAGUGACCUUCAUUAAUUUCCCCUUAUUGCCUUCCUUGGAAGCUGUAUGUACUGAUUUUUGGUUGUCCAGUCUGGUCUUUACUUUCGAUUAGCCUUUUUAUAAUUGCAUUUUCUUUCCCUUUGUCAAAUCUUUGAUAUUAUCAAUCCUGUCAUGACAGCUUGUGAUGAAUUAUUCAUCGGUAUCCCUCACAAAGCGUGGUUCGUGGUGAUGUUCGUCUUGCUUUGUCUGGGAUUUGCAUUUGUGGUCCCGUCUUUUCUUCCACCGUAUCUUCUACCAGGAGACAAGAACUCACAUGAAGCCCAGCAAGUUGUUUCCAAAGAUUCAUGAUGGCCAUU
This is a messenger RNA of Oldenlandia corymbosa var. corymbosa, 1488 nucleotides long. NCBI's taxonomy places the organism in Eukaryota, Viridiplantae, Streptophyta, Magnoliopsida, Gentianales, Rubiaceae. The record is from the annotation of a GenBank genome assembly.